AUGCGCGUCGCCCAUUCCGCAUCAGGCAAGGCGGUUCGCCCGGGCCCUGGCUGGAAACGGACAAGCGGCCCCGGCCGUCAGGCCUGGCAGUUCUCGCUCGCUCUCCUGCUUGUCACCGCCCGCGCCUUUUCCCUUCCCUCGCUCUUCGUCCAGCUCGCUGUCUCUGGUCUCGCUGCAGCCCAGAAAAAGAGAAGAGCCCGCGCCUUUCCUCUUUCUCCUGCGCGACGCUUGAAUGGCCCGUCCGUUCCUCUAGCCUUCUCGCUCGUCUUCCUCUUCCUCUUCUCUCUCACCCUCCCACACAACCCCCCGCCCCUUCCUCGCAUCUUCAUCCUCCUCUUUUCUCUUCUUUCUCCAUCUCGCUGUCGUCCUGUGCAUCCUGCUGGUCCGUCUCGCGUUGUGCGUCUCGACCUCGUCAGUGCGCUGAAUGUCGUCGCUGGCCUAAAGGUAGCGGUCUCUCUCGAUUCCUCGACGCUCUCGCCUCCUUGCUACAGCGUCGCACGCGUGGAGGCCCUCGACGAUCCACGACUUUCACGAUACCGUUCCUGCGACUGCCUCCCAUACGAUCCAGCUGGUCAUCCUAUUGAUGCUUACGACGGUUACGAACGCUACACACACGCGGCUCCUCUCCUUCCCGCUCCUCCCGGUCUGCGUACGUCGACAGGUCUUGCCGUCCACAGUCCGACGAUAGGGUAUCCCCGUUGCGCUUGGAGAUCGCACGACCGUCGACACCCUGUAGGCAGAGCAUUCUGGACGGUCGCGCCGCCACAGGGUCAUCGGUCGAACGAGGAUCUGAAGGCUGAAAGGGCUGUUUUGGCGGUUGAGGACACGUCUCACUAG
Messenger RNA from Paecilomyces variotii, 837 nucleotides. RefSeq lists its product as hypothetical. The transcript is spliced from 2 exons. The coding region runs from base 1 to 837 and encodes 278 amino acids. NCBI's taxonomy places the organism in Eukaryota, Fungi, Ascomycota, Eurotiomycetes, Eurotiales, Thermoascaceae. The record is from RefSeq and is a predicted model, not a curated record.